UAUAUUGUACAAAUUUUGAGAAAUAAAAUAGUAAAUUGAAAAUAUGAUAAGUAAAAAGGAUAUGAAAUAUUUAAUAGCCUUUGGAAGCAUAAAAUAAUUAGGCAAUGCAGGCCUUAAACCAAAGAAAAUUGUGCAGUUUUGUUGGGGUGGAAUGACAGAUAAAGAAUAAAUAAAAAAUAAGAGAAGUAAAUAAGGAACAAAUAUAUAACAAGGUAGAGUUGCGCAGGAGGUGGUGGGAGCAGGGUUUCAACUGAGGUGCAGUGUUAAAAUAAACGGAAGUGUCUACGGUGCACCGAAGGAAAAUAUGGGCUUCAUAUGAAUUUGUUUUUGCAUCGCGCAAUCGACCUGAGGAUAGAUAAAUGCAAAUCCUACAACUGUCUAAAAGCGAAGUGAACAAAAAGUCAAGUCUGAAAAAUUUUCAGUUGUUCUGCUGACGCGGCUAAGCAGCGUUUGAAUAAAGUGCAAUCAAUGCAAUUACUGACUACGGAAUUUCGCGUUGAAAAAGUGCACUAAAAUCGCUAUACUAGUAAAAAUAAAGCAGUAACAUAAGAGCAUCGCAAAAAAGGCCUCAAAAUGGAGAACAAUGAAGACGAAAUGCGCCGACGUCUGCGUCACGAAAUUGAAGUUCCAGCCUAUCAUCAUGAAAUGGAAAUCAACAGCGAUGGUCCUGCCUCUUAUGGUUUGGUGUACGAUCGCGGCGAACGCACCUCUACGUUAGGCCUUUCAAUUGAACAGAAUCCUUUAACAUUCUAUAUGAGUACUCCAGCUGAUUCUGCAGCUGCGACCGCCGCUGUGGCGAACUAUCACAACAUACACAGUUAUCCUUCUGCGGUACUCAGUCCAGCUACACCUCCUAACUCAACGACGCACUUGGAAGGUGCUGCCACAACGCUGGCAUACGAUGCAGAUGCAAAUAUUUCUCCGCCCUCAGCUUCAGCUCAACCAAUGGUUAAUGCUGCUAUUGGUGUUCAAAUGUAUUCUCCGGUGCGUCAUCAUGUGCAUCAUUACAACCAUGUACAUUCCCAUCGUCAUGCUUUGGCGCAUCGUCCACACCAUCAUGUGCAUUCUCAUAUGCUUCCACAUGUGCAACAGUCUCAGCACCAGCAUCAGCACCAUCAUCAUCAUAAUCAGCAUCAGCAUGCACACUCCACAUCUUCGUCUGCUAUACAAAUGGGCAGCGAGCGUUCCCCCGAACGUUUUGCCUAUGAUCCAUGCUUAGCACGUCGUGAUCCUUAUUUACUGUGCAACAAGUGCUUGCCGAACACAUGCCACUGUUCACACAGUAAUGUAGGCAGGCUCAACGCCUCGCCGUAUGAACCCGUACAUGGCGUGGAACAUGUUCACACAGCACUUCACGAGCAGCCCGAGCAAACCUUAAUGGCAGCCAAUGGUAUCACUCAACAACUGGCACGGGCUGAACAUAUGGAUAUUGGUGUUGUACCAAAUGGCGCCACUAGUUCCAGUGCUGUGCUGCACUUGCAAGACUCUGGAGAAACUAGCACUGUUGGUGCAGUGAACGAUGAGCACGAUUAUGCCAUGGGAAAUUAUUGGGCACCAACUGUACAAUCAAGCGAAGGAAUUAUACUAACGGCACCACCUGCAGCUGCUGCCGACACACAGAAAACUGACAUGAAAUGUAAAAAAAUGGUUGCCAAUUCUACGCAAAAUAACGAUGCGGCCGCAGCAAAUGGACCAAGUUUGGUUACGGAAGCCUAUGGCUCUGAACAUCCAAAGCAUUUGCAACGCGCCAACACAGUAUGCAAUCUACAUUAUACUGCAGUGUCUACUAUAACUAGUAGCGCAAUGGCAUCUGAUUCCUCUGCCAUAGCAGGUGGCAGCGCAUCUGUUGAUUCAUUAGAUGAUGAAAUGAUGGUUGCAUCAACUACGAAUCUACCAAAUUCGGGUGCAGCUGAGGAAGCUGAAGAAUCUACAGCUGUAAUUAGCAGGGCCAUGACUAGUAGACAGGCAUUGGCGGAGAACACAGCGGCAGUGGAUUUUGCUAACGAUGAGCCCAUUAAUUCCCUUCCAGAGUCAAACGAAGCUGUAGCGCAAACUGAUGGAACAUGUAAUACAUCACCAAUAUCGCUAAAUACUAGCGACGAGGUAACAUCAGCAUCGGAUACGGAACGCGCUCAUUUUGCCGACACGUGCACCACAAACACAACUACAACUACAUAUGCGGCAAAGAAACAGAGUAAGCCCACGAAUGUUGUGGGCUCAAGUGGUGGUAAUGGAAGCAAUGGUAGCGGUAGUGGCAGCGUUAGUGGUAGUGGCAGUGCCGGUGGUGGCGGUGGAGUGUGUGGCAGGAGUAGCGUCGGUAGUUCGAUCAGCAAUCGCGGCUCGGUCGGCAAUAUAGACGACUUGGCUGAUAUGGAGCCCAUGCCUAGUUUCAGUGGGGCAUCAAACAAUAAUUGCGUUACUCCCACCAGCUGCAAUGACGAUGCACAUUCAUCAACAAGUUUUCGCACCCUUGACAGCUCUGCGUUUUCCUUAUUCAAUGGUGAGCACAGCCGCUUACCAAAUCAGACUGAUGAUGAUGCCGGCGAUGAUGAUGAUGACGAGAUCAUCUGGAAUCUUCAUAAGCCAAGAGGGGUUCAUGGCAAUACUAAUAACACAGGCGUUGCACAACAUGAAAGACCUAAUCCCCAUGAAUUUCUACGUUGGCGUGAGCGCGAGCGUCGACGCAUUCAUGAACGUGAACAGCAGCAGUACAGGCGGGGCGGAGUCACGAGCAAUCUGGCUUGGCUGCGUGAGUGUCGUGCAAACAGCAGGGAUAGGCUGGAUGUCUAUUCACCAGAGCGACCAAGCAGCAGCCGUAUGACAGACGCCACACCGAGGGCAGCAAAGAUGGCACGCAUAAACAGUAGUGGCUUAAGGGGCCAACCUGGUAGUAGAAGUGGUGUAGCAGAUGAACAUAGUGGCAGCAACAGCUGUGACUCUGCCGAAAUACGCACCGCGCGCCGCAAAAUCUGGCGCAUGCUUAACGUACACGAAUCCAGCGAAGUGGAUGAGGUACCACAGCCGAUGUCUUCGGUACAUCUGCCAGAGACCAUAAGGCAUCUAACAUCACCCGGCAGUACAGCGGCUACCGAUAGUGGCGUAGCAAUAGAGCAGGGUCCUUAUGUAAUCACUUAUGCUGGCCAUAGUCAUGCCCAUUCGACAGAUAACAGUGUAGUACUGCUGGAAGAUAGUGAUUUGGACGAAAACCCACAUGUUUAUGGCGCAGGAUACGCCAUGCCAGCUCCAUCUGAUCCUGGCGAAGUAGGGGCAACAGUGACAGUGCCCACAGAGGGCGCUGCAGUGCCAUCGCCGUCGACAAUGCUACCUUACAUAGACGACGAACAGCCAACUUAUUCGGGUGCUGUAGGUGCCUCGUCAGCGGAAGUUUCUAAAUCCGCCGGAGGAGCUACACCAGCCAAUACGUCUGCAACAAUAGCACGAAACCAGUCGUCCAUAGACGUGUCAAGUAAUGGUGCUGGAGCAGCAGCGGUGUUAACAGCGCCUGAUUUGCAAUUAGACUGGCUAUCAGAUUCGACGGGCGACGACGAUGACGUCGUUUUUGUGCAUUCCACGCGUGAACCAAUACUUUCUAUUGAUCUAACCAACGACGAAGAUACACUUGUUCCAGCUACAAUUGCAAGUGACGAUGGUGGAGCAGCAGCAGUUGUGAAUGAAACUCCAAUUGAAGCAGUAGAUGGGGCACAGCCCAGUUACUUACGCACUGGUGUAGUUGCCGAUGGAACAGCCACAGGUCCACUGCUACAUCCUUACGCGGUUGUACCGCCAGGCUAUCAGCAGUGGGAUACCGCUGGACCGAGCAAUCAACUACAUUCACUUUCUAAUAUAGAGCAGGAAGAAGUCAUAGCGCACUCCCAGCAUCCUCAUGACUGUAUGAUGCAUGGUGUUUAUCAACCGCAACAAGCCCACCAACCGCAACGUCAGCGUUUCUCUUCACUGUUGCGUGGCCGCUACUACAAGUACAUACCACGUCCAGCACCAAAUCCAUUUUACGAGCCUCAACAGGCUCACCAAUCACAGCAUCAGCGCUCGUAUUUAGAUGAGCUAGCGGCUCACGCUAUGUACCCGGAAAUGCGACGCCUACGACGUUCACCACAGUUAAAUAUGGCAACGGCUGCAGCGGCGAUGGGUCGUUCAGCGGUUCCUGUGCUACGUUCUGGAGCUACUGCGACAGCACCAGGAACAGACACUACCAUAAUUUCAAUACCCACCAUUGAAGAAGUCUCCUUGCAGGAUUUAUUUGGCGGACGAGUUCCAGCUGCUCACGCGUCAAUGCAUCAGAGUCGUAAUGAGGGAAAUAGCUUUCUCUUCCCGACGCGUCACGGCGGGGCAUCGCGCUACGCGAGAGGUAUUUCCGCUGGUGCUAUAAGCAAUGGCGUUGAUUCAGCUGAGAACGGAAGUGCUGCAACCGGUGGCAGCGGUGCCUACCCAAGUGAGGCAAAUAUCGAUAACAGCAACAACAGUAACAGCAGCCCACCGAUACCGCAAAUAGCGCCAUUUUACCUGCACUGUCGACGCGCCGACGAUGAAAUGCCACCACUACAGCGAAGUACUCUUCAUACUCAACAAGAACCUCCACUAAUCCCUUCAUGUUCGUUUAGUCGGAGUCGCUCUACAUUGGCCGGCGCGGCUGCUGCGGCUGCAGCUGCACAAGCAUUCGCACAAGCUGCCACUGUUAAUGCUGAUCACAUACGCGGCGUCUCGCCAGCAGCUCCAGCCUAUGUUUCGGCAGCCGCGGCGGCUACAGGUCCACCGCCAGGACCAACCUCAGAGACAUCCUCCCAGCUCGCUGCUGCUGUUCAUCCAAAUGGAGGUAGCAGUGGUGGUGGUGUGGGCGACGAACGUGUUGGUGGUAUGAUAUCCUAUCCGUCAUUUGCGGUAAAUGCUCGUUCCCGAGUACCAUUUUCUCCGCUGAUGGGUCGUCACCAGCAUGGCGGCAGUACCAGCGGUGGCAGUGCUAGCAGCUCUAGCCACCAUAGUGGAGUCCAUCAUGCUGGUGCGGCGCCGCCAUAUCCGGUGCAUCAAAACCUCUGGUAUCGCCAACAACACAUUCAAGAAAUACAUCGCCGCCAUAUGACGCCUACACCUAUUGAUCUUUCCUCGAAUCCACUUAAUUUGACAAACAGUUUCCGCUGGCGAUCGCAAUUGCCCAAUACCUGUUCCUGUGUGCAUGCCAGCAAUGGUCCGGUAUCUAGUUUGGACCCGGCUUACUAUCCAUAUGAAGCACAACAACGUCGUCGUUCAGCCGUGCACCACCACAUGUUUCAUCACUACUCACCGGUGCAUCUGGAAAUCGGCCUGUCUACACCGCUAUCACACAUUGGACCACACAUUUUGAUUGGCUCAGCAAUAAGGCCAAAUCGUGGCGCCACUUUGGAAAUUAUUGAGCGGAAUACACUGCCACAUAAAUACAAACGCCUACGCCGCCCUAGCGAGUCGGAUGAAGAUGCUGAGAAGUGUGCCAUAUGUUUGUCGUUAUUCGAGAUUGAAAAUGAUGUGCGCCGCUUGCCUUGCAUGCACCUCUUCCACACCGAUUGUGUCGAUCAAUGGCUGGUCACGAAUAAACAUUGUCCGAUUUGUCGUGUGGACAUUGAGACACAUUUAACCAAAGAUGCGACCACCACCAGUGCUUUAUGACACUCAUCCACAACGGGACUGCUCAUGUAAAGUGAGGAGAAGUGAGAGGUAGAGGAGAGAGAAUAGAACUAAAAAUCUGCAGCGUUCAGAAAGGAAAAUAAACAUAUAAAACGUUAGCAGUUGCCGUACAACUAAAAGUUGGUUGUCAUGAAAAGUUUUUUAAAUAGCAAAACAAUAUGAAAAUAUAUUUAUAUUAUUGUAAACAUAAUAAUGCAUGUGAAAAAAAUGAAUUAUUGCUGGCGUCAAUGUUUGCUGUAAGCUUUAUUUAUUUUAUCAUUGUAAAUACUAUAUGUAUAUAUAUUUUCUCAUCUUAGGUAUUAUUUUUAUAAGUAUUUUCGUGAGUUUUUCCUUUUUUUUGGUUUGGUUAAUUCUGUUUGUGUUGUAAGCUACAUGAUAUGUUAUAAAAAUGUAAUUGCCAAGCACAAAUAGUGUGAAAAUAAUAAAUAAUACAUUCACAUUUAAAGAAUUCAAAUGAUAAAUAAUAAAAUCUAUUUAAAGAGUGCAAAUAAUAAAAUAUCAUUAAGUGGGUCUUGGCGUUAGAUUAGCCAAGUUUGAGCAAUAAAGUGGCUUUUGUUAAUUAAAAACAAGCUGAGAAAAUGUUAUUGUAUUUUAAACCUGUUCUAAAUAGCUGAUAAAUGAACUUCCAAUUUAAUUCAUGUAAAAAUUGUUCAAGGAAGAAAGUAGAUUUAAAUAUGAAAUUUAUAGAAAACUCAAAAUAACUCACUUCUCUGCUUUAAAACAGCUAAUUUUUAUAAUGAAAAUUUAGAUAUCGAAGAAAUAUUAAAAAAAAUCCAAUAUUAAAUUCUUUUUUUUUUCAAAUAUAAGGGAUAACGUUUCAAUGAAAAAAUUUAUAUAAUUUAGUUUUUUUUUUAAUAAAAAAAAAUGGAAAGUUCCACUCCUUUCGCUUGCUUUUUUCCAAUUUAUUUAGUAUUUAUUAUUAUUUGCACUUUUUGUGAUAUGUCAAUUUUUUACAUAUUAAUUCCUUUUUGCCCUUUUUCUAAGCAUUAUUUUCUCAAAACCGCAAAUUGUUAUUAAAAUUAUUACCUAGUGGUGUUUUGUAUUCAUAUUUUUAUUAUUUAAUGUAAAUAUUAUGUGAGGUUUAUUAUAAAUUUUAGAAUAUUAGCUUGAUACUAAUACUAUGAAAAUUUGCAGGGUGGUGACGGACUAACCCAAACCUAAAACCUAUCAUUCUUAAUUUUCUAAAACAGAAAAAUAAAAUUUGUUUUGUUUUUCUUGUAACAGUAGGCCUCUUCUAUUCGCCUCUUCUCUGCUCGAUUAAUUUGACGAAAAAUUUGCAUGUGAAAGCAACAACAAAGUUAUCGAGUAAGAUUCGAUAGUGCACUGGCCAUUUGCUAACGCUUGGCGAAAAGAAGACAUGUAAUUUUGGGCAGCUCUAUUCCAGCGCUGCCAAGAUAUGUUCAUUAAUACCAGCUGCUUCAUCUAUUCGUCACUUGCUAACGCUUGGCGAAAAGAAAAGGCCUAGCAUAAAACAUGUCCCAACAUGUUUUGGGUACACUUCUGCAAACAGUGCUUGAAAGAAUAUAUUAAAUCUGCGUGGCUUCGGAAGCACAUACCCAAUUAUAAUGGCUCUAGUUUUUUAUAAAUUUAUUUUUAUUAUAAACUAUGCCACUGAAAUAAUAAAUAUCUUCAUAUGCUUACUAUGCAUAAGAAAAAAAUCCAAAAUAUUCUUAAUUAGUCCGUCACAAUAGCAAUAUGCCGCAAAGCGAAUGCCAAUCAAUUCUGUAUGUGUUAUUAUGGAAAAAGAAAAACGAAAACGAAAACAAAAAAACAAUAAACAAUAAAAAGCUAAAAGGUAUUCGCAAUUUCUUGCAGUAAGGGCGUUUUGUCAAUGUGUUAUAUUAUUGCCAACUGCUAGUGAAUUAUAUAUAUAAAGAAUGUAAUUAUAAAAUGCAACAAAUUUUGUCUAAGUAUUAAACUAUAAUAUAAAAUAGAUUGCAAUAUACAAUAUCAUAAUAUCAUAAACUCAAAUUUGUUGUUGCUGAAGCAAAUUAAGACUUCUCCAAUGAUAGUCAUUAGCCGGAUAUGAAUUCGGGUAUGUCGAGAAAAUCAGUUGUUAAAAUAAAAAGAUUGUAAACCUGAGUUAUUAUUAAUUUUAGAUAGCUAAGAAGCACUCCAUGGUAUCUCAAAUUAUUUAUUAUAAAAACAAAAAAAAAAUUAAAUAUUAAAAAAAUGUGUAUUAUAAAUGCCUUUAAAACAAUAUACAUUGCAGUGUAUUAUAGUGGAAAGGGAAUAUUGUAUUCACAGCACUUGUAACAAGAACAAAAAAAAACACACACACCACACAGGCAUAAACUUGUAACUAGAACACUUACUACGUAGCCAUCAAUUAUGAAUAACGAUUUGGCACUAAAUACAUACAUACAUAUGGAGAAUAUAAUUUUUAGAUAUGUGAACAAAUUGCGCUUCUUUCUACUUUUAGGCUGUUCUCAGUCACAUGUAUUCGCCUCAGUCUCAAUAUCUAAGCUUUAGUUUGUACUUUCAAACAAAAAUAAUAAUAUUAAAUAAAAAAUCAUACUAGUAGUAACGCUGUGCCAUAGUGUAUUGUAUAUAAAGCCAAAAAGAUUGAAAAAACAAAAAUAAAAUAAAAACUAAACCUACCACUGUAUGUGAAGGCAAACCACUCCCAUAUAUGUACACAUACACACACAAAAGCCGCAGUCAUUAAUCAGAUUCGAAUCACCUCAAAUCACUCAGCAAUUUGUACGAAAAAGUUCCUCCAAGCGAAUUGCAAAAACAAUUAAAUCAUUGUACAUUUUUUAUACACCAUUUCUACGUUAAAAUAUUUAAAAUUACGAAGCAUAGGUACAUACAUACAGAUAUGCAUAUAAUGUUUAUGUAUGACAAUUAAAAAUUAUUGUCAUACACAUUUAGAAUAUAUACUUACAUGCCUGCAUGCAUAUGUACAUGCACACAUAUUAAGUUAAGAAAUAUAAAACAUACUUACAUAUUAUUUAGAACAGUUAGUUGAUAAAAAAGUUUAAGUAUUUAAUUCAACUUGUGUAUACAGCAGCACACCAAUGUAUGUGUAUUUCAGUCUAUCUACACGGAUACAAACAACAAUGGAUAUGCGUACAUACAUACAUUAGGUUCUUCCAUUUGUAAUAAAAUGAAUGUAGAAAAUAUGAAAUAAUCAA
This is a messenger RNA of Anastrepha obliqua, 8810 nucleotides long. RefSeq lists its product as uncharacterized. The coding region runs from base 574 to 5655 and encodes 1693 amino acids. NCBI's taxonomy places the organism in Eukaryota, Metazoa, Arthropoda, Insecta, Diptera, Tephritidae. The record is from RefSeq and is a predicted model, not a curated record. The transcript has 8 exons.